Messenger RNA from Priapulus caudatus, 1282 nucleotides. Its product is annotated as gem-associated protein 2-like. The record is from RefSeq and is a predicted model, not a curated record. Gene Ontology annotation, biological process: spliceosomal snRNP assembly; spliceosomal complex assembly. NCBI's taxonomy places the organism in Eukaryota, Metazoa, Priapulida, Priapulimorpha, Priapulimorphida, Priapulidae. Gene Ontology annotation, cellular component: spliceosomal complex; SMN complex; nucleus. Bases 284 to 1120 code for a protein of 278 amino acids. The transcript is spliced from 9 exons.
AGUUUCCCUGAGGCAAUCCAAUGUUUGUGGUGAUUUUUCGACCGGUUUCAUUGUUUAUUUUUACGUAAUACUCAACAUCUUUUAAAAGGAGAUAGAAUAGGUGAAUUUAUUAUUAUUUAGUUUCAACACAAAUUUUGUUCUAAGUUACCGAUGUUCAGUUGUAUAUUCGCCCGCUUGCAUAUAGGCUGUCGUUGCGAUCGGUUACCCGGUGUACUUCAUUGCAAAUAUACAUAACCGGGUGAAACUCAUGAUGGGUCGUUAUAAAUCUCUAUAGUAUCCACCUAUGACUGGUAGAAACGCGGCUGGUCUUCUACAACCGGACGAACAAAGUUCAAGAAGCUAUGAUAGGCAGAACACCGCAGCGAUGGAUUCGAUUCAGCCAGCAUUUUAUGUUAGCGAUGAAGACGUCACCAACGACAAAUUGCCAACUACAGGACUAGAGUACUUACGCAGAGUGAGGAAAGAAGCUAGUACAUGUCCAGACAUAGUUGUUGCUGACCUAGACGUAUCACCGUUCCAUUGCAAACAAACAGUCAAAGUUAUUAGUACAAAUGGGUGCCAGCCCGCACCUAUGGGAUAUGCUCCUUCACUGAGGUGGCAGCAGGUACAGGUGGCAGAAUUUUCUCAUCUGAGGCAGAAGCUGCUUCAGUUUAGAAUUAGCAAAGACAAAGGAAAAAUCACAAAGAGGAGAGAAGAACUACCAGAUGCAGCAGAUGAAUUUGGCUGGUACCAGCUAUGUUUUGGCCACAAUCAACUCCACCUAGCAGGUUUUAAGGACAUCGAUAUGGAGACGUCGUUAAGGCAGCCCACAAACCCAUUGCUGAGUGUUAUGCUGGCAUUGGAUCAGCCGACGGUGGAUGAACUGCUUUACAACCACAUCAACUGGUUCCGGGAAUCUGGCUUCUCACACCCACAGGGUCAGUGGCUGUACGCGUUGCUAGCAUGUCUGGAGAAACCGCUAAACCCGGAGUCGUGUCACUCACUACGCAUCCUCGCUCGCCUUUGCUCCAGUCUCCGGGCCACACUGGACACACCCAGCCAUCCACACCUAGCAGCUCUGAAUCUGCUACUGUGUCUCGUGGCGAGAUAUUUCGACCAAGGAGAUAUGUUAGAUGAGUGACUUCACAGGCAGCUUCUACCUGCCACCGUAGGUGAUGCCAUUUGCACGCCUGUCGCAGUAAACAUAGGUAUUCAUUGUAACCUACUACAGAGACUCCCCGACUUACGAACAUUCGAGUUACGAACUUUCGAUGAUACGAACAAUUUGCCCUGAAGUCCAUUA